UCCUUUGCCAAUAUCGUAGAAUCCUUAUUUCAACUCAAGUUCACUGCUAAACAACUUCAAAAACAAUCUCGUAAAGCUAGCAAAGAUGAGACCACGGAAAAGGCAAAGCUCAAAAAGGCGCUUCAACAGGGCAACAUUGACGGAGCACGUAUCUAUGCUUCCAACGCUAUCCGAAAGCAUACGGAAUCGCUCAACCUACUUCGACUUUCGUCUCGAAUUGAUGCCGUGAGCAGUCGUGUUGAGACGGCGGUGACGAUGCGAAGUCUCACUGCUAACAUGACUGGAGUGGUCAAAGGCAUGGACCGGGCAAUGUCCAGUAUGAAUUUGGAGCGGAUCACGAUGGUGAUGGAUAAGUUUGAAUCACAAUUUGAUGACCUUGACCUACAAACCGGCUAUAUCGAGUCUGCGAUUGGUCAUACCACUGCAACCAGUACUCCACAAGAUCAAGUCGAUUUACUGAUCCAAAGUGUUGCCGAUGAGGCCGGUCUCGAGGUUCAACAUGGGCUUGGUGCUGUCACUGCACCCACCUCAACCCUCGGCGAAGCCACUCUCACCAAAGAUACUCCCAGUGCGAUCACGGCUAAUGAAACUCAAGAAGAUGCGCUUGCUCAGCGACUUAGGGCGCUCAGG
This is a messenger RNA of Melampsora larici-populina 98AG31, 630 nucleotides long. RefSeq lists its product as uncharacterized. The annotation marks the transcript as partial. Gene Ontology annotation, biological process: protein transport; endosome transport via multivesicular body sorting pathway; late endosome to vacuole transport. The transcript has 3 exons. Lineage: Eukaryota; Fungi; Basidiomycota; Pucciniomycetes; Pucciniales; Melampsoraceae. Gene Ontology annotation, cellular component: multivesicular body; ESCRT III complex. The record is from RefSeq and is a predicted model, not a curated record.